GCGGUUGAGCCAGGAGCCUGGGAGGACGCGAGCAAUGCCCUCCUUGGAUUGGAGGCAAUCAUACACCUAGGAAAGCAUGAUGGCAGUUUUGGGCCACAUAAGAGGAAGGCACCCAACGGUCCAGACGUACUAUAUAUCACACGUUGGCAGUUUACCAGUGAACUCAAUUCUCUGUCCUCACAUACAUCAACCUAAAGGUCAUCGCCCCAUCUAUCUUUGCUUGAUCACUAACCAAACCCCGAAUUCCCAUCUUUCUACUCGAUCAAACUAAACUAAACCAACAGUUAUCCAAUCGACCUUCGUCCUUCAAGAUAACACCCAAGGAGAAUCAACGAGUCGCCAUGGAAGGCCAGACUGAACCAUUCCAUCUGCAAGAAGGCGAGACCGUUAACAAUGAACACACAAGCCCUCUCACCCAAAAUCCUCCCGCCGAGACAGGCGUGAAGUUCGCCAAUAGCUUUGACUCCGAGGGCUCAACCCGCGUGCCUGGCAGCGAGACCGACGCCGUCCACCCACCCAGAGUACGAACCGGUUCUCGCGACUACUCGGCCACAGAAGAGUGGGAUGCCAGCAAAGUGCCGCCCAGUCGAUUCCAAAAGCGCAAGGGUUCCAUCUACUCCACACCGCCAUCGCGAGACGGCCACGUACAGAAGAACCGCGACGCCGACGCCGAAUUCCAUCAGAAGCAUGCUAAGAAAUUUCUGGGAAAGGCAAAGGACAAGGUCGUAGGUGCUGUUGAAGGCCACAAGCGCAAGGGAAGUAAAGACUCUCAGGGGUCAGUCUGAAUUGUUUGGUGUAAUUGUGCGCGGCUCUAUGGUUCUUGUCGUUGGGAGAGUUCAGGAAAGCGCAUGUGCUGGGGCCAGAGUUCGUGUGUUCGGUGUCAUCCUGUUGGAGUGUACACAUAAGGUGAUGUUUUUUUUCUGCGACGUGUUUGUUUUAUCCCAUUGGGCCUAAUGGACACACCAAAUGGAGAGUGGGAGGACAUGAUUUUAGUAUUGUGAGGCACUGGCAUACAUCAGACGGCCACAGGGCAGCUACAGCGGCUCUGGGAUCUCAUUUUGAGUUGGAGGACUGCUCGGACCUUGGAGAUGACAGAGAGGUCUAUGCAAGAGAAUGAAGACUCACUACAUUUCUGGUUCGUUCUUCACAGGCGUUUUUGAUCGGAUAAUUCUACCGCUAUGAAAAUCGAGUCUCCAGUUCCUGUUCAUUUGGUCUCAGGAUGCCCCAUAUGCUACAACGACC
Molecule: messenger RNA, 1242 nt
Organism: Pseudomassariella vexata
Lineage: Eukaryota; Fungi; Ascomycota; Sordariomycetes; Amphisphaeriales; Pseudomassariaceae
Exons: 3
Coding region: 342-785 (147 amino acids)
Source: RefSeq, a predicted model, not a curated record